Messenger RNA from Aricia agestis (brown argus), 1992 nucleotides. RefSeq lists its product as uncharacterized. The record is from RefSeq and is a predicted model, not a curated record. NCBI's taxonomy places the organism in Eukaryota, Metazoa, Arthropoda, Insecta, Lepidoptera, Lycaenidae. The transcript has 4 exons. Bases 219 to 1709 code for a protein of 496 amino acids.
GGUAGAGUACGCACGUGCCUCAACUCUCGGCGCCCAACACGCGAACGCGAAUUCGGAUAACUUUCAAAGUUGUAAAAAGUGUGUAACUUUGUUAUUCCAGUUUUCAGUGAAUGUGCAAAGUGUUGUGAUAUAGAAGAGUGAUUUUUCGGAUUGUUGUGUUGUUGUUUUGGAGUUCCGCUGUUCGUAAACAGGUACUCCGAAGUAUGAGACGAUGAGCCAUGGAAUCACGCAGCGCGCCGCCGAGCCCCGACGAGUCUGGGGAGGCGGUGUUCGACUCCCGGUGCGGGCGCUACCAGCACCAGCCCUCGCUGCAGAGAGCCUUCGCCAGCUGCCGCGAGAGCACCCGACCGCGGGCCCACCACCGCCAUGCUGCUUCGGAGCCCGCGCGCCCGGACGACCGGGUCCUCACCACGGCCGAAGUGCACGACUACCCCUCCUCGGAAUCCGGAAUAGCGGCCGACUGUCCCCAUCCGCACUCGAGCACCGCCGACGACAGCCCCUGCUACGAUAGAUCCGACUACGAGGGGAACUCCAACUACAGCUUUAGGCAUAACUUCCAUCACACGGUCGACUGUGGUAAACACAGGUCGGAGUUCAACCGAAGCCACACGCCCGAGUACAGUCACGAUCACUCCGAGUACGAUAGAAAUCACCAGAGGUCGCAAACUUCGAGAAGACCGCACAGAAGGUACAGGCGCGAGGAAGACGAUGGCGCCCAUUCUCUCGACGAGAGAUGCGCGCAGGAUCUCGACGAAAUACUGCCCGCUAGAUUAGCUGCAAUGAAUUUGUCCAGGGAACCUCCGCCACAAAAUUGGAACCGAAGCAACAUAGCCGCCACGAUGGAACGGUUCGAGCCCGUCGACUACUCGUAUGCGUACUACGAUCAUCACUUAUCCAUGCCAUCUUCCUCGAGGAAAGUAAAUCGUCAGCGCGGUCGCGCUGGGACCUCUCGCGACCGGUCUAUGCGACACAACUACGUCACACGAUACGGUACGGAAGAAAAUAUUUAUGAAGAAAUAACGGACGGUUCGAGGACGUGUCCGAAGCACAGAUUCGCUCCUCGUCAGUCGUUAGUUUCACUCGACAGGAGUGUCGUCGAGGAGGAAGUGAGACGAGUGGAAUCGAGGCAUAAAAGAAUUUUAGGGGAGUUAAAUUUAAGUGUUGAGGCAAUGUUGAUGCCCGAAUGUGAGUCUCCCGAUUCGGAAAGGGCGGAAGACAGAGACAAUAUAGAGGAGUUGUUAAGAGUUGGGCCUACAGAUGAACUGUUAUCUCCCGCUAGUUGCAAUCCCCCAGACUUAGAUAGUGGGUUCAGUGGCAGUAGUAGUGGAGCGAGCUACGUAGGCAGCCUAAGGCGGAAGCCUACCGGAUCCGUUCCUCAUUUACCGGCAGUGGCCUAUGGGACGAGAGGUGCGGGUGUAAGGAUUUUGGGUGCCGACGACUGUAGCCUACGUUGCCCUAGAGACGUCCAAUCACCGAGAAGCUCGAGUUGUGGAGACGCCAAGAACACAGGCUUCUGGAAUAAAAAGUCUUGGAAGAAGAUAUCGGGGUUCUCAAGUUCCAAUAGUAUCAACAAGGCCGGACUGACUGAUGAGACAUCUAGGCCAAGCAGAGCUAAAUCCAGAACUGCCACUAUCCCGUACAGGUUAAUUUUGCGAAUCUUCUCCAACGGAAAACUGGUGGUGCCGGUGGAUUCCCUGACGCAGAGUUGAGGGGUCCAGCGCCCCUGUAAUGGCCGUCUCCAAAUCCUCCGAAGGGCUGCUGACUACAAAUCGGCGACGAUAAAAUGAACGUUAUUGAAGAUUGCGUUUUCAGCAUAUUAUGUAAAUAAGUCUGCAUAUUGUGUAUUUAUAUUGAACAUAUUUAUUUCUGGUAUUGUCCUAAACUUUGAAACAAAACAGUUUUCGACAAAAAUUAUUCGCAUCACCUUUUUAGGAAAAAUGAAGAAUUACUAAUGUCUAGACCAUAAAGUUAAUAUACCUAGCGGAAUAGAGA